Ceratosolen solmsi marchali is the source of this 1577-nucleotide messenger RNA. Its product is annotated as flotillin-1. The coding region runs from base 177 to 1472 and encodes 431 amino acids. The record is from RefSeq and is a predicted model, not a curated record. Gene Ontology annotation, molecular function: protease binding. Gene Ontology annotation, cellular component: cytoplasmic vesicle; plasma membrane; flotillin complex. The transcript is spliced from 10 exons. NCBI's taxonomy places the organism in Eukaryota, Metazoa, Arthropoda, Insecta, Hymenoptera, Agaonidae. Gene Ontology annotation, biological process: regulation of receptor internalization; positive regulation of endocytosis; positive regulation of cell junction assembly.
ACACGCACGCACGCUUAUAUAGAUCCACUCGUCGGUAAUAAUAUAGAGAAGCGCCUUAGCGUCGUUUGCUGAUUAUCGAGUGCAUUUCUACAAUCUCGUAUAAGGUUUUGUAUCCAUACUUAUUCAGCGAAGUCAGACGAUUCGUCGUUAUAAUUUAUUGUUUUAUUAUAGUUAUUAUGAACACUUGCGGCUUCGUUACUUGUGGCCCUAACGAGGCCCUCGUAGUAUCAGGAUGUUGUUACAGCAAACCACUGUUAGUACCAGGAGGCAGAGUUUUUGUUUGGCCAAUUGUUCAGCAAGUUCAAAAGAUUUCUCUCAAUACCAUGACUCUACAGGUUGAAAGUCCGACGGUAUAUACUUCUCAAGGUGUACCAAUAUCGGUAACAGGUAUUGCACAAGUUAAAAUACAAGGGCAAAAUGAAGAAAUGUUGUCAACGGCAUGCGAACAGUUUCUAGGUAAAUCAGAAGCGGAAAUACACAAUAUUGCUCUCGUAACACUGGAAGGUCAUCAGCGUGCAAUAAUGGGCAGUAUGACUGUCGAGGAAAUUUACAAAGAUCGUAAAAAAUUUAGUAAAGAGGUUUUUGAAGUUGCCAGCAGUGAUCUUGUUAAUAUGGGUAUAACUGUAGUAUCGUAUACAUUAAAGGACAUUAGGGAUGAAGAAGGGGCAAAGGGAUACCUAAAAGCUCUGGGUAUGGCAAGAACAGCCGAAGUUAAGAGAGAUGCCAGAAUUGGAGAAGCGGAAGCUCGCAGAGAUGCUCAAAUUCGUGAGGCCAUUGCAGAGGAGCAGAGAAUGGCAGCUCGGUUUCUAAAUGAUACGGAGAUUGCAAAAGCACAACGAGAUUUUGAACUCAAAAAAGCUGCUUAUGACGUGGAAGUACAAACAAAGAAAGCUGAAGCAGAAAUGGCCUUUGAGCUUCAAGCAGCAAAAACCAAACAACGAAUUAUGGAGGAACAAAUGCAGGUCAAAGUUGUCGAACGUGGCCAAGAAAUUGCUGUACAAGAACAGGAAAUGAUGCGACGCGAAAAAGAAUUAGAAGCUACGGUUCAAUGUCCUGCUAAUGCUGAAAAAUACAGGCUGGAAAAGAUGGCUGAAGCUAAUAAAUUAAAAACCGUAAUGGAAGCUGAAGCUGAAGCAGCAGCAAUUAAGAUUCGUGGAGAUGCUGAGGCAUUUGCAAUUCAAGCUAAAGCGAAAGCAGAGGCUGAACAAAUGGCUAAGAAAGUCGCAGCUUGGAACGAAUACAAGAGUGCUGCAAUGAUUGACAUGAUGCUCGAUACUCUUCCAAAGGUUGCUGCUGAAGUGGCAGCACCACUUUCGCAAGCAAAGAAAAUAACAAUGGUGUCAAGUGGUAGUGGAACAAUUGGCGCUGAGAAAUUGACAGAAGAGGUUUUAAAUAUUGUAACUCGUGUUCCCGAGCUUGUGAAAAACAUGACUGGCGUUGAUGUUGCAAAAGUAUGUGUACGAAGUCAUUGACUUUGUCCACCUAGUCAUCUAAGAGCAUAUAAAUAAGUCCGCGGAAUAUUCGCUAGUGUUAAAUUAUGUAAACACCUGAUGAUUUAAUUAUUUAUAUAUAUAUAU